Molecule: messenger RNA, 2060 nt
Organism: Aspergillus saccharolyticus JOP 1030-1
Lineage: Eukaryota; Fungi; Ascomycota; Eurotiomycetes; Eurotiales; Aspergillaceae
Product: acyl-CoA synthetase
Exons: 4
Coding region: 110-1813 (567 amino acids)
Biological process (GO): fatty acid metabolic process
Molecular function (GO): medium-chain fatty acid-CoA ligase activity
Source: RefSeq, a predicted model, not a curated record
CUUGUUCGUCUUGUUUUUCUGAUCCAAUUCUCUUCUUCUCUCUCUUUCUUCCACACGCGUGCGCUUGUUUGGAUUUCUUGAGAUACCACUCUGCUUCAUAUCAUACAAGAUGGGCCUCACCACCGAAGUACAGGACGGUACGACGCAACCGCAGUUGAGACAACCCAAUAAUCCCCUGAAUUUAGCAGCAUUGCCUUCGCUGCCCCUGUUCCUCGCGGCCAAGGAGCAUGCAGAGAAUCUCCCCGACCAGAUCGCUGUGGACGAUGCGACCAAGGGUCAACAGUUCACCUUCCGCCAACUGCUGGCUGAUACGGCCGCACUGAAGCGGCAUCUACUUGCGACGCUCUCACUUACGGAGACCGGAGACUUGGGGGAACGUCGGAUCGCUUUCCUGGUGCCUAAUGGCUACGAUUACGUGGUUACACAAUGGGCCAUCUGGGCCGCGGGCGGCGUCACUGUGCCACUCUGUACCUCGCAUCCGGUCAAAGAGCUUCUGUAUACGAUCGGGGACUCGGAUCCCUCGUUGAUCAUCCUGCAUCCCACCUUUGCCGGCACCCAGCAAGCUCUGGUAGAGGCGGGCCUCAACAACGAAAGCACACACCCAAUUCCCUUCAUGAGCCUCGCGCCUUUUCAGCAACAGAACGAGGCCCAGCUCGCAUCGCUCCCCCUGCCCGAGUUCUUCUCUCUGGACCCCGAACAGUGGGCCCUCACCCGCCGGGCGUUGAUGAUUUACACCUCCGGCACGACCGCCAACCCCAAGGGGUGCGUCACCACGCAUAAGAACAUCACCUUCCAGGCGCGAUCGCUCGUCGAGGCGUGGAAGUACUCCCCCUCGGACCGCCUCAUCCACGUGCUCCCCCUGCACCACGUCCACGGGAUCGUCAACGGGCUGGCCGCCUCUCUUCUCGCGGGCGUGACCGUGGAGAUGCACCCCAAGUUCGACCCGCAGGUGAUCUGGCGCCGCUGGACCGAGGGCGGCUCGACGAUGUUUUUCGCCGUGCCGACCAUCUACGCCCGGCUGGUCGACGACUUCGCGGCCCGCAUCCAGGGCACACCGCAGGAGGCGGGGGCGCGGGCCGGCGCCCAGGCCUUGCGGCUGAUCGUGAGCGGAUCCGCGGCGCUGCCGACGCCGAUCAAAAAGAAGUUCGCCGCGAUCACGGGGGGCCAGGUGCUCCUGGAGCGGUACGGGAUGACGGAAAUCGGCAUGGGGAUCAGUUGCGGGCUGCCGGUGGACCAGCGGAUUGACGGGAGCGUGGGAUGGCCGUUGCCCGGGGUGGAGGUGCGACUGACGGACAAGGAGACCGGACGGGUCAUCGAGGGGCCCGACGAGGACGGGAUGAUUGAGAUUCACGGGGACAACGUGUUCCGGGAGUAUUGGCGUCGUCCCGACGCCACGGCCAAGGAGUUCACGGCGGACGGAUGGUUCAAGACGGGUGAUGUGGCCCGGAGGGAUGCGCAGGGGGCGUACUUCAUCCAGGGGCGGGCGUCGGUGGAUCUGAUCAAGUCCGGCGGCUACAAGAUCUCCGCGCUGGAGGUGGAGCGCAAGAUGCUGGGCUUGGAGGCGAUUCAGGAGGUGGCGGUUGUAGGGUUGGCGGAUGAGGAAUGGGGACAGCGGGUGGCUGCUGUGGUCAAGCAACGACCUGGCACUGUGCCUCUCGAAUUGAGCAGUCUGCGUGCGCAGCUGAAGCAGGAGAUGGCCGCCUACAAGGUGCCGACGGUGCUGAAACUCGUCGACGCGAUUGAGCGCAAUGCCAUGGGCAAGGUAAACAAGAAGACGAUAGUGAAGAAGUACUGGCCGGAAUUGGCUGCAUAGCUUGCGAAGCUGGAAUUAGUAUAUUAUAUGAUACGUUAGAGCUCCUGGCAAUCCAAGCGUGAAUACUACUCGAAUGAGAUACAUUGAGCUUCAACGCGCUUACAGAUCAGGGAACGAUUAUUGAUCUGAGGGAAUUUGCGACAAGCCGAAUGCUACCUCUAUGCAUGUUCAUUAAUCGACUUCAUGGAAACUGGCAGGACUUUCUUCAUCUACCUCUCCCACAGGCAGGCGAAUACUUACAGUUCUU